Balaenoptera musculus (blue whale) is the source of this 4537-nucleotide messenger RNA. RefSeq names its product 1-aminocyclopropane-1-carboxylate synthase homolog (inactive) (gene ACCS). The coding region runs from base 360 to 1838 and encodes 492 amino acids. Gene Ontology annotation, biological process: amino acid metabolic process; biosynthetic process. The transcript has 15 exons. The record is from RefSeq and is a predicted model, not a curated record. Lineage: Eukaryota; Metazoa; Chordata; Mammalia; Artiodactyla; Balaenopteridae. Gene Ontology annotation, molecular function: transaminase activity; pyridoxal phosphate binding.
GGCGGCCAGGGCGCUGAGGCCGCAGAGCGCGGAGGUGGUAGCGGGCGGCCCGUCCCUUCCUGGCGGAGCUCUGGCCCUGGGCCCCCUCCCCUUCCGCGGCUUCCCCUCCCCGCCACACGGUGCUGCAGCGUGUGCGCUCCCUGCGCGCAGGCCACACCCGGGCGUCCUGCGGCCUCGGGCGCGAGUUGAUGAACUGCGCCCGGAACCUUCCGGGAAGCCCGACCCGGCGCGGACGGUCCCGAGUGCGAGUGCCUGGGCCCGGGUGCCCUGCGCACAGCGGCGGAGAGCAAGUCCGGGUGAGGAUUCGGACACAGACUGCGCGUCCCUGAGUGCCGGCGCCGGCUCCUCCAGCUCCGCAAAUGUUCACACUCCCUCAGAAGGACUCCGGGACACCUACCACUUCUCUGGGUUCAGUCUCCCAACAGGGCCUGCACGGUAACCAUGGGGAUGGUCUGGAAGGAGAAUGCUCCAGAAAACCAGACCAGAAGCCGCUGAAGCUCUAUGGAGUGGGUGAUCCCACCGCCAUGUUCUCCUCCGACAGCCCCUACCUGUCCUCUAGAGGAAGCGUCAUUAAAUGGUUCUGGGAUUCAGCAGAGGAGGGCUACAGGACCUACCACAUGGAUGAGUAUGAUGAGGAUAAGAACCCCAGUGGCAUCAUUAACUUGGGCACCAGUGAGAACAAACUCUGCUUUGACCUGCUGUCCAGGCGGCUGAGUCAGAGCGACAUGCUGCGGCUGGAGCCGUCCCUGCUGCAGUACCCUGACUGGAGGGGACAUCUGUUCCUCCGGGAGGAAGUGGCCAGGUUCCUGUCUUUCUACUGCAGGAGCCCCGCACCCCUUAAACCAGAGAAUGUGGUGGUUCUGAAUGGCUGUGCCUCUCUCUUCUCCGCCCUGGCCACGGUACUGUGUGAGGCGGGGGAGGCUUUCCUGAUCCCUGCCCCUUACUACGGAGCCAUCACGCAGCAUGUGUAUCUCUAUGGCAACGUCCGACUGGUCUGUGUCUAUCUGGACAGUGAGGUCACUGGGCUAGAGACACGCCCCUUCCAGCUCACAGUGGAGAAGCUCGAGAUGGCGCUGGAAGGAGCUAAUUCUGAGGGUGUGAAGGUCAAAGGCCUCAUCCUCAUCAACCCCCAGAACCCUCUGGGUGACGUCUAUUCCCCAGGAGAGCUGCAGGAGUACCUGGAGUUUGCCAAGAGGCACGAGCUGCACGUGAUGGUGGAUGAGGUCUACAUGCUGUCCGUGUUUGAGGAGUCGGUUGGGUACCACAGUGUCCUGAGCCUGGAAAGGCUGCCUGACCCCCAGAGGACCCACGUGAUGUGGGCGACCAGCAAGGACUUCGGGAUGUCUGGGCUCCGCUUUGGCACGCUGUACACAGAAAACCAGGACGUGGCCACUGCGGUAUCCUCCCUCUGCCGCUAUCACGGCCUCAGUGGCUUGGUCCAGUAUCAGAUGGCACAGCUGCUCCGGGACCGUGACUGGAUCAACCAAGUGUACCUGCCGGAAAACCAUGCCCGGCUCAAGGCUGCUCACAUCUAUGUCUCGGAAGAGCUCCGGGCCCUGGGGAUCCCCUUCUUGAGCCGUGGGGCCGGCUUCUUCAUCUGGGUCGACUUGAGGAAGUACCUGCCCGCGGCCACCUUUGAGGAGGAGAUGCUGCUCUGGCGCCGCUUUUUGGAUAACAAGGUGCUGCUGUCCUUUGGCCAAGCCUUCGAGUGCAAAGAGCCUGGCUGGUUCCGCUUGGUUUUCUCUGACAAGACCCACCGGCUUCACCUGGGGAUGCAGAGGGUCCGGCGGGUGCUUGAGGGCAAAUCCCAGGUGGCAGAAGACGCACCUUCCUGCUAGACCUAGGAGCCGAGGGGUCCGCACAGGUGAGCCGGUCAUUGCCUUGUGGCCACGGGGCCUGGCAGCCACUGUGAAGACUGAUGGUGGAUGAGCCGUUUGCCAGGCAGAUACCCUUCUUGGCCUUGACCUUGAAGAAGAACUGCUCCUUGCUCUCCUGGUGGCAGCGAGACACGCCUUAAGUCAUGGUCCAUUCCCCUCCCCGGCUAUUAAACAAAACUGGGAAAAACUAGAAGCCUCAGCUGUGAGUCAUUUACGGAACAGAGGAGGAGUCCUGACUGCUUCUCACCACAGCCCUCAGCCCCCCAGGACAGGAAAACAAACAACCUGUGCCUGCUUUUGUUGGUGCCUUCAUUCUUCUGUCUUUGUUGCUAGGGAAACAAGUCAAAGGAGCAACACACGGAAGAGAGAGUUUGCCCCCAAAAGAAAAAAGAGUGAUAAUUUCUACAAGGAGAAAGGAAUUAAUUCUGUAUGUUCAGAUUACUGUCCCUGCACAUAGGAUGUGUGGGCCUACAGCACACCUGGGACCUGAGACCUGGGACAUGGGAACAGCCCCCGCGUGGGAUGAGGUGAACGGGUCCCUGGCGGGAGUCAGGAGGGGUGACUCUAUGUCCGGGAUGCUCUUCUUCCUGGGAAAGAGCUGCCUUUACUGCUGAUUCCGAACCAGAGUGACCUAGCCGUGACUGUGCUGGGAGAUGAUGGGGCCCUGAACGGAGGCUGCAAUGGGGACAAGCUCUAACCCAGGCUGGCCUUUCCACCUUAAGCAUGAAAGGGCCGCUCACCCCGUCCCCAGGGGUGCUUUAGUUCAGAGCCCAAAGGAGCUUUCUGAACCAGCCUUAAAGCUGUGGGCUGAGGACCCUUCUCAGGCCCCGACACUCCUGUUUGGAAAAGCUAUCUCAUUCCUCGUUCUUCUCUUUAGAGCAUGUUGGUGAAACCAGCGUUUGCUUUCUAUAAACCAUGCUCGAUGGGUUAGGAUUUGUCUUCCUCUUUCCGCCUUUCAUUCAUUCCUCCUUCCUCCCUGUCUUUUCUUGAAUACCUUGUAUGUGCCGGACACUGUGCUGGGUAAUUUACAUGCAUCAUUUCUAACUCUAACCACCGUGGGAAGCUGGCAUUGUUAGCCCUCAUUUUAGAGAUGAGGAAACUGAGUCUCAAACAGAUGAAAUGAUGUUUCUGAAGUAACAUAGCUAAAAAGUAUCAGAGCCAGGAUUCAAGUUCAGGUUGGUUUGGUUCACAAUCUUUCCACUCCGCCAGAGUCCCAGAGGAGUCUUUGACUUUUCCAGUCCUGAGAACCAGGCUUCAUGCUGUCAUCGUUUCACCUUUCAUUACUUUUCAAUAUCAUUGGCUAAGUAGCACUCGUUUCUACUCCCACUUCCAGGAUACGUUGAUGCCAGGAUUUGCUUUACUGGAAUGCCUGCUGCUUUUCCGGAGGUCAGAACAGAAUGGCCACGUUGAGGGCCCUACACGUCCUCUCCAGAGACCUCUGUUGUGACGCUGCCACUGUUGUUGAGGGUCCCCUGUGAAGGACCCAUGUGAUGAAUUCCAUUUAGAAUUUUCAGAAGGAUGACUCCUAGCUCUCCCUUAGAGGGAAUCCAAGCAGGUUUCCUAGCAGAGGCUGACUAAACUAGGAAUCUGGAUCUGAACUGAGCUCAUUGGUUUGAGUAGAGCUGGCUUUUGCUUUGCUGAAUGGCCAUGUUCCAUAUGUCUCCCUUUCUGGAGCAUGGACUGGACAUACCCUACACCCACCUCACAUCUUCUCUGCUCACCUUUCUGCUCUGCCAGUUACUACAGCCAUCAGAUUUUGUGUUCCCUCCUUCUCUUUUCCUCUGUGUGGCUUCAUUUUCAGACAUGCUCCAUUCAGAUGGUGGCAAGAUGGCUUCCAGGCAGCUCCAGGUUACAUGGUCCUUGUAGCAGACACCUACAGGGUAUUAGCAGGAUAGACACCCUUUCUUCCUCAGCAUUCAUUUCUCUCCUGCCAUAGGAGGCCAGCAGGCCUUACCUCAAUCAUCUGCCCAUCCAGGGGAACCCAGGUUCUAUUCAUCUGUCCACUCUGCCAUCCUUAGUGGGUUGGCUUUUCCCCUUCAAGCUUAUUUCCUCAUUGUCUCAAUAUGGCUAAAGAAGCUCCAAACAUCAUCUCCUCACCAACCACUUCCAGACACAGAAAAGAGAGUAUGUUUUUCUGUUGCCUCCUUUUCAUUUUAUUUCAUUCAUUUAAAAAAUAUUUGUUUAAGCCUCAGAUUUGUAGGAGUUCUUUAUAUAUCUGGAAAUGAGUAUUUAUUUUGCCAGAUACUCUUCAUUUAUUAACAUUCACUUUAUCAUUUUCUUUAUUCUCCUCCUGAACAUGGAAAUGACCUUAGAAUAUUUAACUCUCACUCCUUUAUUUUCAUCUCCUGCCAUAUUGUUGGCUAGUAUUUUAGUUAAUGCCUCUUUGUUGUUGUAGUUGUUUUUUUCUUCCUCUGGAAAUUGUGCUUUGAAAAGUCAUGACAACCCCAGUUUGGUCGAAGACCUGGUCAAAUAGAAACUCAAGUUCUGAUGUGAACAUUUCUAACAACAGUUCUAAGGCUUCAAGACUCUCAACAGGAUAUUUAAUGUUUGACACCAUGUUUUCUCAGACUCCAUCACCCUAAGUCAAAAUUUAGGGCAUUUGUUUUCCCAUAAAGAGUCUGAAAAAGAGUUCAAAAGAAACUGAGAAUAGUAGUUGCCUA